Coccinella septempunctata (seven-spotted ladybird) is the source of this 2321-nucleotide messenger RNA. RefSeq names its product myosin-7-like. Lineage: Eukaryota; Metazoa; Arthropoda; Insecta; Coleoptera; Coccinellidae. The record is from RefSeq and is a predicted model, not a curated record. Bases 96 to 2321 code for a protein of 741 amino acids. The transcript has 4 exons.
AAAGGUAGGAAAAUAUGGUUCUGUUUAUGGAUAGUAGCGCACGCAAGACGCGAGGUGAAGUACUAUGAUCUUCAGAGCGGUCAUUUGUUCGUGUUAUGAUGCGAUGGUACAGCCUCUGGAUUUUUUUCUACACCGUCGGCACGAAUGGGUUCAUUAUUCCAGAUGAUGUCCCAACAGCUUUAUCAGUAUUUUAUUCGAAUGCCCCCAAAGUCAAACUUGGUACUGAUUCGAGGAUCGGAUGGGGUUUCAGACUUGGGGACAGGGCAGACGCUCAAAUACUCCUAGAGCUUGGACCGCAACAAUACACCCAGAGACUGGCCAAUCAGCAGCCUUUCGACAACCCUAAUUAUCCAGAACUGAGUUCGAGUCUGGAUUCUGAGGACGAUUACAAUUACGAAACGUCGGAAGAUGAAGACGCAGAAGAAAAAGAUGAAGAAAUGAGCGUGGAACAGAAAAGGGUCGCGAACGAAACUGAAGCUGCGGUGAUAAGGGUUGAAAUAGAAGCGAUGGGCAAUCUCAUAUCGAAAUUGACUGAUACCGUUAACGAUACAAAUCAAACUGACCAAUCUGAAUCAGGCGAUAGACAAAAUGAAGUAACGAACAACCUCAUUCGUACUCUGGAAGUGAAAAUGAACGAAGAAAAGGAAAAAUUGAGAGAUCUCGAAUUAACAUCAUCUUCCACUGUAAAAAAUGACAUCCAAGAGCUAGAAGAGAAUACAUCGAAUAACGAAUUGAGGGAAAUAAUUGUGAAAUUAAAAAAGUACGUAGAAAAAGCUACUAAAACUAGCGGUGAAGCUUUGGAUGAUGUUGCUGCGCUCGAAAUUGAAACCCUCAAGAGGCUAAUCAAAAACUUGAGUGGAAUUUCAAAGUUUGAUGAUGGCAAAGAUGAAGAAUUACUAUCAAACGAAAGUGAUCCAAAAAAUGGAACGACUAUUGUGGAAGAAAAAAUACAGAGCAACGAAAGCGAUGAACCGGAGUAUUCAACAGAAGAACCUACGCAGCAUUCGAACAAAGAAAAUGAAAAACUGCAAGUUAUCCCAAAGUUCAUCAAUGUAACCCAAGACAAUCAUGAUCCAAGUGUUGAAAAUGAUUUUCAGCUACUGACUAAAGAUGAAAUUUUCAAAUCUGAAACGAUUGAAAGGAAGGCUUCGAAAAAAACAGAAGAUAUUGAACAAAAUAAAGAACUAAGGAGUAUCGAUGAUCAAAUAGAGAAAAAGGAAUCAUCUCAUACUCUCUCAAAAAAUAUGGAAAAAGAGGAAUCUCCGACUGACUUGAGAAUACCUACGAAUCGCGAGAAAAUUAACGGUUCUAUUGGAAUGCAACAAAAUCUCAAACCAAAUGACCAAAUAAAGGAUAUGCUAAAAGAAGAAUACAAUGAUAGUAAUGAGUUGAAUAAAACAGCAGACACACUGAUUAAAUUCAGAGAAAUCAAUAAAGAGAGAGAAACGGUAAGAAUCGAAAAAUCAGGAGAUUUUAAAAAAAAAAAAGAAUGUAGUUCGAGCAAAAUCAAGGUCGAAGAUAAUUCUGAAGAUAUCCAAUUGAAACAGGCAUUAGUAAAACUGAAGAUCAAACUGAAUGAACAACUGGAGAAUUUGAACUUGAACUCGACAAUUGAAAAGCAAAAAUUCAUGAAAAAUCUGAAAAUACUAAAAAUUCUACAGGAAGAGAAUAAUAAAAGAAAUGAAAAAUACAUGAGUAAGUCUCAGAAUAGUAUUAUUCUUGAAGGUUCCUAUAAAGGUGUCAGUUUGAAGGCUUUUCAAACUCUUUCUGCCCUAUGGGUUAAGCAGGAUCCCAAAAUAUCUGACAUUAUUUGUGAUGCAAAGAAUGAAACAGAAUUAACCGGAAAAAUUAUCAACAAAAUCAAUGGAUCGAUCGAUGAAGGUAGUGUGAAAAACAUCGCUGUUGAUUUAGAAAAAAAUUCCACCAAGUCAACGGAAAAUAUAACCAAAGAGGCUUCAGAAAAAAGAAGUGGCAUGGAGAAUAAAAUCGCGACAUACAAAGAAAAGAAUGAAACAGCAAAAUAUGAAAGUGUUGAGAUACAGAACGAAGAAAAACUAGUGAAAAUAUACGAACAAUCGAAUGAAAAAAAGAAGAUUGAUAACACAACCCGAAAAGUUGAGCUAGUCAAUAGAAAAGAACAAGGAAGUGAAACGACCACGAUGUCCAUGAAAAAUUCCACGAGGAUUAUUGAGGAAAGUGAAACAAAAAGUGGAAAACAAAUUAUCAGAAGUCCUCGUAAAAACAAAAUUGGCUAUAAACAAUACGCAAAAACCGAACGUCAUAGACCAAACAAUAAAAAUAACGAAUGCACAAAAUUUUAA